Messenger RNA from Contarinia nasturtii (swede midge), 2378 nucleotides. Its product is annotated as pierisin-like. The record is from RefSeq and is a predicted model, not a curated record. The annotation marks the transcript as partial. NCBI's taxonomy places the organism in Eukaryota, Metazoa, Arthropoda, Insecta, Diptera, Cecidomyiidae. The transcript has 2 exons.
AAUGAAAGAAGCGGACGUCAGCCAACAGCGUUGUAAAAAAUGAACGCAACGACGUCAAAACGACGACAGCUAAAUGUUCGACAUUCAACAUUAGUCGCUUUCACGUUCACAUAGUGUAUGGAACGCUUUUAAAGGCAAAAUUGAUUUAAAGUUGAAAUUACCAAUUCGUUUGUAAAGUUUCAGUUUAAUUUCGAAAUAAAAAAAUUUGAAAACAUCUGCUGUAAAGGUUCUCCAAAUUUUAUUGUUGGCACACUCAAAGAAAGAUAUACAUAUAAUAAUAGAUAAAAUAAUAUAGAGAAUAAAUAGUCUUGCAAAAAACACACAUUCCAUAUAACAAGACUUCAGAACCGAACCCAGAUAAUCCUCAAAUAAUGUCGAGUGAGAAUCAACCGGAUGGGCAAAAUCCAAAUGAGCGAUCUACAAUUCCUGUAAUAUAUUGGACUCCGGACCAUCCUGAUGGAGACAAUCCUGAUCAAUUAGAUCCGGAUUACAAUUACGAUCAAGAUAUGCAUGGAGCUAAUGGUGAAUUUGUAGAAGAUUCAUUUGAAUCUGAGGAUUCGGAUUCGGAUUACGACGAUCCUAUGCGUGGAUCUGGUGAACUUGUAGAAGAUACAUUUGGAAAAAAUAAGAAAUGCACUAGGACUAUUCCAGAUGGUGAACAUAAAAUUGCAAGUAUUAUCAAUGAAAAUGUAGUAGCACAAUUAAACGACGACUCAUCUGUCCAUGCUUCGCAAUAUUUCGGGCUGAAUAACCAGAAAUGGAAUUUCACUUAUGACCAUGAUAAAAAAGCAUAUAAAAUAACCAGCUCCAAAAAUCCUGAUUUAGCAUUAACAUCUCAAGAAGAUAUUGUCGUUGGGCAUAAAUUUACUGGCGAGCAUACCCAAUAUUGGAGUGUGGUAAAUACAGGAGUUUGGUUGAUCCAAAAGCUCAGAAGUUUACAUGAUCCGAGUAAAGUAUUAGAUUUGGCUGAAGGUUCGACUAGUAAUGGCAGUAGAAUACAACUAUGCAAAGAGACUGACAAUCCUGAGAACAUACCGAAUCAAAAAUGGAAAAUUAAGUUUUUUUUAUAUCGAUGGAUUGAAGACGGUGAAUAUAAAAUUGAAAGUAGUAGCAAUGCAAAUGUAGUAGCGCACUUCAACGACGACUCAUCCGUCCAUGCUUCGCAAUAUUACGGCCUGAAUAACCAGAUAUGGAAUUUCACUUAUGACCAUAAUAAAAAAGCAUAUAAAAUAACCAGCUCUAAAGAACCCAAUUUAGCAUUAACAUGGUGCACCGAAGAUGAAAGUGCCUGUGGGUUUAAAUUUACUGGCGGGCAUACCCAAUAUUGGAGAGUCGAACGGUCAGAUGAUAUAGAGUCAUAUCCUGAAUUGGGUUACAAGCUCAGAAGUUUACAUGAUCCGAGUAAAGUAUUAGAUUUGGCUGAAGGUGAGACAAGUAAUACAAAAAUAGUACUACACCAAGAACAUCUUAAUAACAUGGCGCACCAAAGAUGGACUAUUAGUUCUAUUUGUCAUCGAACAGUUUCAGAUGGUGAUUAUAAAAUUGCAAGUAGUAUCAAUCUAAAUGUAGUAGUAGAUUUAAGUGAUGGCGACGACAGACCUCUCCGUGCUUGGCAAUAUUUGGGAGUGAAUAAUCAAAAAUGGAAUUUCCGUUAUGACAAUAAUAAAAAAGCGUACAAAAUAACCAGCUAUAAAGAUCCUAAAAUAGCAUUAACAUGGUGUACGGAAGAUGGUAGAGUGAUUGGGUUGGAUUUUUCUAGCCAGCCUACCCAAUAUUGGCGUGUAGAACGAACAAAGGAUGGGUAUGGGUAUUACAAGAUCAAAAGUUUACAUGACCCAAGUAAAGUAUUAGAUUUGUCUGAGGCUUCGACUAGUAAUGGCAAUAAAAUAGUACUAUAUCAAGAGAAUCCUGAUAAUACGCCGCAUCAAAAAUGGGCUUUACAGACUAUAAAUAAAGCUCUUGUGGGAAAUGGAGAGCAUAUUAUAGCAUCUAUAAUUAACCGUACUAAGGUUAUAGAUUUUGAUUCGGCGAAAAACAAUUUGAUGAUAUCUGAUCAUAUGAAAUUACAACCAUCAUAUUGGCGAUUCGAGUAUGAUACUACUAAAAAUGCUUAUAAAAUAUAUAAAAACGAAUAUCCAAAUCUUGGAUUAUAUUUUCAAAGUUCUAACUUCGAUGUUAAGGUAGACAAUAUUGACAAUCUUGAUUCUAGUGACUUGAGACCUUAUUGGACAAUAGAGUACAUUGUAACCAGAGGUGGCUGUUUAUUCAGGAAUUUACAAGAUUCAACUCAAGUUUUAGAUAUUAAAGAUAGUAGUAUAACGUCUGGUACUUCGAUUAUAAGCUAUUCUGUCAAUGAUAAUAAUAGCCAACUAUGGUAU